Messenger RNA from Lathyrus sativus (Indian pea), 210 nucleotides. The record is from the annotation of a GenBank genome assembly. NCBI's taxonomy places the organism in Eukaryota, Viridiplantae, Streptophyta, Magnoliopsida, Fabales, Fabaceae.
AUGCAUAUUGAAAAGAAUUUUUUCGAUAAUAUAUUUAACACAGUGAUGGAUGUUCAAGGCAAAACAAAGGAUAAUGAGAAGGCUAGAAGGGAUAUGGAAAUUUUGUGUGAUAGAAAAGAGUUGGAGUUGAAGCCUUGGCCUAAUGGAAAAUUAUUAAAACCUAAGACAUGUUACAAUCUAACUUCCCAAGAUGCUAAAGCGGUUUGUUGA